UUCACGAAGUUUAGCGAGUCGCUUCAGCGAAGUUAUUCCAAACGAUUCGAUUGAAGCAGAAAUAUGUGUCUCAAAUAGUGUUUAAUUGUUGCAAAUCGCAUUAACUUUAGCUUCUUUUAGUUUUCAAAUAUCAAAAAAAAACACAAAACGUUUCUCUCAUUUUGCUGUUUGCGUGCCAAUCAAAAUAUUCCUUGCUUGCUCCUCUGCAUUCCAAAACCCUGUUGUUGUUGUUGUUGCUGUUCCACUUGUUUUUUUGUUUUUGGGUAUUUCGUGCAAGGACGUUUUGCGCUGGGACGCUGUUGACGUUAACCUCGUCCUCGCUUGGCCAAGGCGCAACAAUUAGAACGCGCAUCAAGGCGGACACACAGCAGACGAGAAAAUACCAAAUAAUUAAAAUACCAAAACGUAGUCUAAAAUAAUAUGGAAAGUACGCACAAUGCAUCUGCUGCCUCCGCCGCCGCUGCCGCCACUGAUGACAAUGAUAGCGAUAAUGAUGUGGUCACCGAUUUCCUAAACUCCAACUCCAAUGACGUGUCUGCUGUUGAGCCAAAUCCCACAGCGAUUGCACCUCACCUCACCAAUGGCGCCACGGCUAAAGUUUUAACAACAACAACGCCGCGCGUCACCGUGGAAAGCCAAAAUUAUUGUAUACCCGUUAUUAAUGCACCUGCUGUCGCUGUGCUUCCCACCAAUAACAACAACAACAGUAAUCAGCAGCACAACAGCGUUCUGCACAACAACAGCAGCAGCAACAACAACAACAACAUAAAUAACAACCACAAUAUGAUACCCAUCAUCAAUGUGACGCCCCACAGCCCCGCCUCGGCCAGCAAGUAUAACAACAUCUUCGAGGAUACGCUCAGCCAGCUGCAAAACAUACGCGAAACGGUGCAGCAAAUGAAGAACUCCUCCAGCCAACAUCAUACGGAUGGGUUGGCCAACAAUUAUGGUCUGUUGAGUGCAGCCAUACUCAGCGCAUCGCUGCCCGAUCUUAGCAAUGCGGGCAAUGGCAACGUGGGCGUCAUGUGGUCAGCGGCGCCACAGCAAUGCCUGCUGCUGCACACAGAUCGCCGCAAGUCGUGGACAGCGGUGGACGAUGCCAGUGCGGGCGGCGAUUGCACCAACAAGAGCGUCAGCCUCUCCAGUCUCGACAGCGAGGAGCAGGAAACCAUACGCGUCACCGAGCAGCGACGUCGCUCAGCACGCAACAGCACCGGCGGCAUUUCGACGCACUCACUGAAUGAGGCGGAACUGGCGCGAGAUUUCGAGCGAAUAGCGGCAAAGAGGAGUCUGGCAACGGAGAUAAUCAGUCGGAUACCGUUGCAGAAGAGCAUCUCGACAUCGUCGAUAAUUGCCAAGGAGGACAUCAAGGCGAUUGCCCGUCAUCUCACGGAUAGCGAGGAUGAGAAUCAGAGUCUGUUGCGUUCGCAUGCCAAGAUCGAGGUGUACGAUCACGUAGAGAAGCGACCCAAGCGUGGCUCCCUCUUCUUUCGCAAGAAGAAGCCCAAGGCCAAGACGAAGUCGCUCGUGGGCGGUGUUCAGCUCAACGCCAGCGAAAUGGAGGCGCAUCUCGAGCGCAAGAAGCUAUCGGCGGGCCAGGACUAUUGCGAUGGCUCCGAAGCGGCGGCAGCGUUGCAGCUGCAAAUGGAGCAGGAGGACCAACAGCCGCUGAUACGCGCCGCCGAGCUGCAGUUUCUUAAUGAGCCACCGAUUGAGGCGCAGGAUUUGGGCGCGGACCCGGUACUUGGAAUUGUGCUGCUCGAGCCCGAUUCGUGGACCCCGAAUGUGCCCAAGGAGCAGCUGAAAACGCUCAAGGAGCUGCAGAUCAAGCGGCAGGAGCACAUCUACGAGUUCAUCAUGACCGAGAAGCAUCACUGCCAGACUUUGAUCGUUAUGCGCAAGGUGUUCGUGGAAAGUCUGGAGCGGCAUUUCCCAGCGCUCAACACGCACAGCAUGUUUCCGCGCCUCCAGCAGCUGACGGAGCUGCACACCUGCUUCCUGCGCCAGCUGCGCCAGAAGCAGCGCGAACAUCUCCUGGUGGACAGCAUUGCGGACAUAUUGCUCGAGUUCUUCUCGCUGGAGCAGGCGCAAUGUUUGCGUUUGGCCUACGGCGAAUUCUGUGCCAACCAUCGCAGCGCAUUGGAGCAGUUCAAGCAGUGUCUGGCGGAGCCGAGCUUUGCCGAGUGGUACAAGCACUGCCUGCAGAAUCCCCUGCUCAAAAAGAAGGGCAUACCCGAGUGCAUAUUGUUUGUGACGCAGAGGCUGACCAAAUAUCCGCUGCUGAUCGAACCGCUGCUGAAGAGUGCCCGGGACAAUAAGCUGGAAACGGAUAAGCUGCAGCAUGCCUUGAUUCUGGUUAAAUCGCUGCUGGUCGACGUUGAUGCCUGUGUGGCGGAGAAGGAGCUGCGCGAACGCCAGCUGGAGAUCUAUGCGCGUGUCGAUGCCAAAUCAUUUGCUAUAUACAAAAAUAAACCAUUCCGCAAGACGGAGCUGGGCGUCGAGUCGCGACGUCGCCUCAAAUUUGAUGGCCUGGCAACGCUGAUGCAGGGCAGGGCUAAGACCCAACUGGUGUUGGUCGUGGUGCUCACGGAUUGCCUGUGUUUCCUCAGCGAGAAUUCGGCGCAUAAUAAAUACGCCUUCUUCACGCCGGAGCACAAGGCGGGCGUUGUGCCACUGCAGAAGCUGUUGAUUCGCGAGAAAGCUGGCACCGAAUCCCGAGGCAUUUAUAUCAUUAGCUCUAAUCCAGAUUUCCCCGAGAUGUACGAGCUGAAGGUGCAGACGCCCAAGGAUAAGCAAACCUGGAUACAGAGCAUUAGACAGGCGGUGCUCGAUUGUCCCGCAACGGAUGUAAUUGAGGCGGAGGCGCUGACUGCCGAGGAGAAGCUGCGCAUUGGCGUCAACAAGCGCGAAACCAUCGAGAAGAUGCGGCAAAAGGAUAUCGAACAGGCGCUUCUGCUGGAGGAGAAGCUGCUGCUGCAAUUCAAUCUGCUCAAGCAGCAGCAGCCCUUCGGGGAUCUCAAUACCAAUGCCAAUUCGAAUGGCAGCGCUGCCAAUUUUCUGGCUGCCUUUGGCUCCUACAAGGAACUGGUUAACACGGACUGCGAUACAGCAGAGCUGUGGCGUCGCGUUCUUAACACCGUGCAGGACAUUAGCCAGCUGGCGGCGAGCAUUUACAGCGCCGCCACCGGGCUGCCCGUCUCCCGCACGGUUAGCAGCGUUGGCGAGAAGCAGAGCGUACUCUAUGCCUCGCCCACGCUGCCCAAGCGAGCGGAGACCUUUGCCGGCUUCGAUGAGAAGCGUGGCAAGGUGGGACGCGAUGCCAAGCUCAACACGCUGCAGGCAUUGACGCCCCGUCUGCAGGAGUUGGAGGAGAAGCGUGAGCUGAAAACCCAAACACAAACGCAACCAGCAAUCCCAUCCGCAGAUCCCACACUGCAGCUGCAUGCGAGCACGCUGCCCACGAACAGCAAGGAACAGCAUUAUGCCGUGCUGCAGGUGUCCCAUCAUCUGCACACGCUGCUCUGCAUCAUUUCGCAGCAGAUGACCUGCAUCCAGAGUCUGCAGCUGCAGUUGGCCCUGUACAGGGAGUCGCCACGGAAUAGCAGCAGUGGCGGCGGCGGCGGCACUGGUGCAUACACGCACAAAGAUCAGCUGGAGGAGUUACGCAAUUUGCAGGACAAACUGCAGGAGGAGAAGACCGCCUGGUUGCGUCAGAAGCAGCAGCAGCAGGACGAGCUGGCCGAGAUGCGGGCUCAGCAGCUGCAGCUCCAACAGCAGAUCAAGGCCGAGCAGGAGGAUGUGCGUCAGCAGCGCGAGCAGCUCUAUCGCAAAAUGGAGCUGCUGUCCAGUCAGGGAUUGCUGCUGUCGCCGAGCACACCGCUGCCGACACUGGCACCUGUCGCCCUGCCUGAGGAGGCACACGAACUGGACACGCCAACGGGUGUGACGACAACAUCGACUACCUCCUCCUCGACGAUUGAUCGACGCAAGGAUAAAUGGCUCAGCGGCAACUCCAAUUGCAAAACGCCACCAGUUAAUCUGCUCAGCGCCAACAAUGCACCCAAGGCGAACUCGACGCUCGUCAAACAAAAGCUGCCCAUGAAACUCUCCUCGCUGUCAUCCGGAGCACGCGUCGACAAAUCCGCCAGCUUCACUACUAGCUCCUCUCCAGCCAACAUAGCCGGCGGUGGCAUGCAGCAGAUGUUCCCACUCAAAUUGGCCGACAAGCAGCGGCAAAUGGCCACGCCCACACCGGCUCCAACGCCGCAGCAUUCACGCACCGGCAGCUCGCCGGCCAUUAUACAGCAAACGACAACGCCUGCAACAGCAACAACAACAACAGCAGCUGCCAAUUCAACGCCAAAUGUGGCGCGACAGGAUGUGCACUACGCCGGAUAUGCUGGACAGCAACAGCAGCCACAACAGCAGCAGCGUCUGGUGCAGACGCCCACCAGCAGUCGUCCGAGUGUGCGGACAGCAGCUGCUCCGGGCCAGGCGCCACGUGCCAAAGCCGAGGAGGAGGAGAUCUACUUCUGACGCAAAUUCACGCCAGAGGUCGAAAUUUAAAAAAAAAAACCAUAAAAAAACAUUCCAAUCGCAGCUCAAUAAUAUGUGGUAUCAUUUGCCUAGGUUCUACAAUCGAGUUUACCUCGUAUUUUUCACAAAUUUCGCAUGACAUUUAAGGCUGUUUCGAUUCUCAUCGUUCCCCGUUCCAUUCCUGCAUUCCAUGCGAGUCUAUCAUAGCGUUUGAUUAUCGUUAGAAAUAACGAUUUAAAGCUUAAUUGCUUGAAUAAUUCCUAUUUAGUAGCUUAACUUUUACCAUUUUGUCGCCUUCAUUUGACUGCUUCUUUAAUUCCUUUGCUACCUAUUUGAUUUGGUAGUUCUCUCUUUGUCCUAACGAUCCUUAACUAAAGCAUUACACAUAAGACUGCCAGGGAGAUUUGCAUAGAUAUUCCUAAAAGUAUUUGACUUUUGUUAAGAUUCCCUUGCCAUCUAAAAUACGUAGUUCUGUCUCAAAAUAAACUUCUAAACUUGUGUAUUAUCUUCGUGAAAAGAUAAAUUCUAUUUCAAGUUUUAUAAGUGGACCGCAAUUUAUAGAAAUUUUGGAUUAUGAAAAACGAAACAUGCCUGAAAUAAAUUGAUAUACAAAUUUUUUUUUUAGAUAUCCGUUGUAAACUUGGACAAAUUUUACCACAAUCCAAACAUCUCAAAGCGCGCAGUCUACUCGGUUUGUUGAGUGCUCGUCCAUUAACUUAAGUAAUCCCAAGUCUGUGUUUAUCAAUAAUAUGUACUUAAAGCGUUCCAAUUUCAUUUCUCAGCAUCUCAAAUGCUUGCUUAUGUGCGGGCCCUAAAACGUUAUUAUAAAUUACCUAUAAAUGUUAGACUUCGAAAUCCGUUUUGUGGGGACUUCCAUAAGCUUGUCUAACUCUUUUUUUUUUUUGAAUGUGUUCCAAUGCUUUUAUAACUAUUUAUAAUUAUGAACUGCCCUUCUUUCGUUUCUGUGUUAACAUUUUCAAUCUGUGUAUGUCUUAUUGCAUAUUCAAUAAUCACACUAUUAGCUUAAACUUUAUUGUUCUUAACAUAAACGCAAUUAUUUAUUUUCUCAACUUAAUAUUUAUAAUUAUUUUACAAUGUUUCCUGACUUUUAACAAACUUCCAAAUGCAAUUUAAUGUAUU
Drosophila grimshawi is the source of this 5676-nucleotide messenger RNA. RefSeq names its product rho guanine nucleotide exchange factor 18 (gene cyst). Lineage: Eukaryota; Metazoa; Arthropoda; Insecta; Diptera; Drosophilidae. The transcript has 3 exons. The record is from RefSeq and is a predicted model, not a curated record. The coding region runs from base 421 to 4536 and encodes 1371 amino acids. Gene Ontology annotation, biological process: regulation of Rho protein signal transduction. Gene Ontology annotation, molecular function: guanyl-nucleotide exchange factor activity.